CCUUCACAGACGAUGAUCUAUUCUACAUCCGGGGAUUCGGUGCCUCACAUCCUUUGCUUCCAUCGGCUCGCUCCUUCUCGCUUAAUCUUGCCAAUGCGUCCGAAGACUCAUGCACGGGAUCUACCGAGGCCGGGAUUCUGUAUAGAGAGUUCAUCGGUGGAGUCAAUAUCAUGCGAUCGGUUGAAGUCUUUGAUAUGGUGAUAGCCGAUUUCGCCGUGAGAGCGGCUCGGCAGCACGAGACUACGGGAGAUUACGUCGUACUGGUUGUCAUGGUGACCGCAGACGUGAUUGCUCAGUAUGAUGACUCUCAGGUAAAUCUAAAUUCUCUUAAGAAAGACGAAGAAGAUCUUGCAUGUAAGGUUCCCGCGGUAUAUACCAGCCCGUGCACAAUCCGGCUAUGUUAG
Priapulus caudatus is the source of this 404-nucleotide messenger RNA. RefSeq lists its product as uncharacterized. The annotation marks the transcript as partial. The transcript has 3 exons. The record is from RefSeq and is a predicted model, not a curated record. Lineage: Eukaryota; Metazoa; Priapulida; Priapulimorpha; Priapulimorphida; Priapulidae.